Messenger RNA from Neocloeon triangulifer, 1515 nucleotides. RefSeq names its product ionotropic receptor 93a (gene Ir76b). Gene Ontology annotation, cellular component: membrane. The record is from RefSeq and is a predicted model, not a curated record. The coding region runs from base 56 to 1486 and encodes 476 amino acids. Lineage: Eukaryota; Metazoa; Arthropoda; Insecta; Ephemeroptera; Baetidae. Gene Ontology annotation, molecular function: ligand-gated monoatomic ion channel activity. The transcript is spliced from 8 exons.
UGGCCUUCGCCUAUGCGAUAUAGACUUUUCUCCAUGUACGCAUUUGAUCGGAAAGAUGGAGGAAAUUGGCGAUUCACUUUCAGGAAAAAUUCUCAAAGUGACGACAAUUGAGGACAUGCCACUGAGUGGAACCGAGACCAUCAACGGCACCGUCCGGGGCGUGGGGAUGGUUUUCGAAAUGCUGGAACUUUUGGAGGAAACGCUCAAUUUUUCGCACAUCGUUGUCCCAAGCACCGAUCCAGUGGAGACCGUCUUUCAAGGGAAAGCGGAUUUUAUCUCUGCAUUUCUGCCCAUUCCGAGACAACCAGACGGACUCUCGUACUCAACACCCCUGUCCGUGGCCAAAUGGGUGCUUUUGAUGCCGCGUCCGAGCAAAUCGCUCUUCGGAUCUGGACUCCUCGCGCCAUUCACUUUAGAGGUGUGGAUGCUCACCCUUUCCACCCUGGUAAUUAUGGGUCCUCUGUUUUUCUCCAUAAUCAAACUGAGGCACAAAUUGGUGCGGCCCUCGGCAGCCAAAUCGCGACUGUACCGGCUCGGGGAGUGCGUCUGGUUCACAUACGGCGCAAUUAUGAAGCAAGGCUCGCCACUCGACCCGUCCGACGAUACGACCAGACUGCUAUUUGCCACAUGGUGGAUUUUCAUCACCAUUCUCACGUCGUACUACACGGCCAACCUGACGGCGUUUCUAACCCUUUCGCGAUUCACGCUUCCCAUAUCGCACCCGGAGGAGUUGGCAGAAAAGAGUAUCAAGUGGUUUGGAAAAAGCGACGGUGCCCUCGAGCAGGCGAUCACAGGAGAAGACGAUGAAAUGUCGUAUUUGAAGGAUUCGCUUGAAAAUGGUCAUGGUCAGCUGCUGGAAUGCAGCAACCAACAAAUAAUUGACCUGGUCUUGCAAGAUCACGUCUAUCUGGGCGAGCUGAGAAAGAUUCAAGCCCUGGUUUUUGAAAGCUACAAAGAGAAUUUUGAUAAAUAUGAGGAUGCAGUAAGUCGGUGCCAAAUGGUCAGCACGACAGAGCCAUUUCUCUCGAGACCGACCGCUUUAGCAUUUCAAGAAAACAGCUCGCUCCCUCAAAUUUUUAAUCCAGUGUUAAGGAGCAUGGUGGAAAGUGGUGUCGUUCGCCACAUUUUGAACUCGAAAAAGCCCGACAGUGAGGUUUGUCCGCUGCACUUGGGCAACUCGGAAAAGCAGCUGAAACUCUCCGACUUCACAAGUACCUGCCUGGCCGUUGUCUUCGGCUUUUCCCUUGCACUUCUAGCUUUCCUGUUCGAAAAAAUGCUGAGCAAGUUUUUCGAAUGGAAAAGCAAAACGAAAGUUGCGAGCAACACGUCCCGCAAGGUGUUCUACCCGAAAGAGUUUUUGCAGAUAAAACAAUCAAACACCCCUGCCUGCAUCGAUCCCAAAUUGUUCAUUAUCCACAAAGCUGUCGGCAAAUCCAGGUUUCAGAUCAAACAGUCUUUGGCAGUGCAGUUCCAAUAUUUGGAAUAGUAUAUUAUGUGAAUUUUAAUUGUUUAAUU